UCUCUUUGGCGGCCCUCAGCCUACCUCUCGCCUUAGUUCCGAGAAGUCCCGACAGAUGGCCUCAGCAUUCAUUUUCGUCGCCACUGUUCUGUUGGCGUCCGCGGUGUCGAGUGUGGACCCCAUAAGCUGUACCCCGACGUGCCCCGAAGAGCCGCCAGACAACGCGGGCAAACUGGUGCCCGACCCCGUUGACUGCGGCCGCUACUACGUGUGCCUGCAGGACGGCCUGCCAAGCGACUUCCCCUCCGAGUGCCCUGAAGGCCAGCAAUUCGACAGCGGCACCGGGGCCUGCGCUGACGCAUCGUCCGCUACUUGCAGCCUGUGCGUUCCCAAGUGCACUGCCUACUCCUGCCCUGCGAGUGCCAGGGAGAUCGUCUCAGUGGCAGACCCCAACGACUGCGGAAAGUACUACCUGUGCGGCGUCGGCGACGUGCCUCUCCACCUCGAUUGCCCCGACGGCACGCCCUUCUUCGACGGCGAGACGUGCGUGGAGGAGGAGAGCGCGUGCUGCGACCCGUGCCUCGUGUACUGCAGCGAGGCCCUCACGCAGAUCCCCGACCCGGCCGACUGCACCAGCUACUACUUCUGCCUCGACGAAGGCUUCCCCGGGCCCGCCGACCGGCACCGCUGCGAGGCGGGCAACUUCAACGCCACGAGCAGCCACUGCGACCCCGCCGCGCCCUGCGUGCAGGUGCCCCGCUGCGCCGGUGCAGUCUGAGGGAAAAGCGAGGGCGGCGGCGGCGGCGGCGGUCCUUCCGUCGGCCGCGUGGCGUGUGGCGUGGGUGUGGAUAGCCUACAUAUAGACGUACUUACAUACAUACAUACGUACAUACCUGUAUGGAUGCACUUUUACCGUUUAUAUUUUCCGAUAAUAUCACAUAAUCAAACUUG
Molecule: messenger RNA, 891 nt
Organism: Penaeus vannamei (Pacific white shrimp)
Lineage: Eukaryota; Metazoa; Arthropoda; Malacostraca; Decapoda; Penaeidae
Source: RefSeq, a predicted model, not a curated record